Molecule: messenger RNA, 1221 nt
Organism: Cajanus cajan (pigeon pea)
Lineage: Eukaryota; Viridiplantae; Streptophyta; Magnoliopsida; Fabales; Fabaceae
Product: putative long-chain-alcohol O-fatty-acyltransferase 5
Biological process (GO): lipid metabolic process
Source: RefSeq, a predicted model, not a curated record
CUCAUAGAUUCAAGGUUUAGGAGAUGAUGGGUGGUGGUGAAAUUGAGAAGUUCACCGAAGUAUGGAUUUCAGCCAUCUUAUGUCUAUGUUAUUGUUAUUACAUAUCUUCAAGAAUACCAAAAGGCUUCUCGAGACUCCUCUCACUAAUCCCCAUUCUCUACCUCUUCAUCAUCCUUCCCUUCAAAAUCUCUUCACCUAACCUAGUUGGAUACACUUCAUUCUUCCUUGUUCAACUUGGCACUUUCAAGAUCAUUCUUUUCUCCUUCAACCAAGGCCCUCUUGCCCUAUCCCAAAACAUUUUUCAUUUCAUCUCCAUAGCUUCUCUCCCCAUCACCCCCAAACAAAACCCACCAACCGAUCAAAUUCAAAACAACAAACCCAAAGGGCUUUUGCCACUAAAAGUGCUUAUUUUUGCAAUUAUCGCACGUGCUUAUAACUUCAACGCAUACUUGCACCCUCAUUUCAUAUUAGUCCUCUAUUGCUGCCACUUGUACCUUGGCCUAGAGCUUUUACUAGUCCUUGUUGCUUCCACGGUUAGAACCGUUUUUGGGUUUGAGAUACAACCACAAUUCAACGAACCCUACCUUUCUACCUCACUUCAAGACUUUUGGGGUCGUAGAUGGAACCUCAUGGUUACGCGUCUUCUACGCCUCACCGUAUACCACCCCGUACGCCGUAUCUCUACGCACUUUGUAGGACCCUCUUGUGCCACGUCAUCUGCCAUGCUGGCCACGUUCCUUGUGUCAGGGCUCGUGCAUGAGUUGAUGUAUUAUCACAUUACGCGCGUGCCUCCCACGUGGGAAGUCACGUGUUUUUUUGUACUUCACGGUGUGUGCACGGCGGCGGAGGUGGCGGUGAAGAGGGUGGCUCUCCGCCAAGGGUGGCGGUUGCAUGGCGCCGUGUCGGCACCGCUGGUGGUGGCGUUCUUGGCGGUGACGGCGAGGUGGCUGUUUUUUCCUCAGCUGUUGAGGAAUGGUAUGGAUAGGAAGUCAACGGAAGAGUAUGGUAUGUUGGUGGAUUUCGUUAAGUCUAAGUUACCAUUACGAGUGCUUAAUUAUGUAAUGUGAACAUUGUUAAACCAUGAAUAUAUCCUAAAGAGUUAAAACAUUAUUCAUGGUUUAACCCUCGAACUAGGAUAAUAUUAUUACUCAUAUAAAUUUUUUAGGUCGAAAAAAUUAUUUAACUGUGGAAUAAAGCUUGCUAAUUUUGAUAAAUGAUGAG